This is a messenger RNA of Oryza sativa Japonica Group (Japanese rice), 1668 nucleotides long. Its product is annotated as mitogen-activated protein kinase 5-like. Gene Ontology annotation, biological process: protein phosphorylation; intracellular signal transduction. The record is from RefSeq and is a predicted model, not a curated record. Gene Ontology annotation, molecular function: ATP binding; MAP kinase activity. Gene Ontology annotation, cellular component: cytoplasm; nucleus. Lineage: Eukaryota; Viridiplantae; Streptophyta; Magnoliopsida; Poales; Poaceae.
CUUCGCUGGCUUUCUUGCCACCUUCCUUCCUCAUCCGGACCGAGGACUCCGUGCUCGAUCGGGGAGAGAGCCACUAGCAGCAGCAGCGAUCACAAAUUGUGCCAAUUCACAAACCGCCGCCCCCUUCCCUUUUUAAUAGCUGCCUUCGCCUCUCGUCCCCUCUCCCUCAUCGCCUUGCUGUCUCUGCGAAUCGAGAGAGAGUCAGAUAAGGUCGUUAAUUAGGUUUGUCAAUUCGGCUGCUUGCGGCGAGAGAAGAGGAGGAGGGAUUAGGGAUGGACGGGGCGCCGGUGGCGGAGUUCAGGCCGACGAUGACGCACGGCGGCCGGUACCUGCUCUACGACAUCUUCGGGAACAAGUUCGAGGUGACGAACAAGUACCAGCCGCCCAUCAUGCCCAUUGGCCGCGGCGCCUACGGGAUCGUCUGCUCCGUGAUGAACUUUGAGACGAGGGAGAUGGUGGCGAUAAAGAAGAUCGCCAACGCGUUCAACAACGACAUGGACGCCAAGCGCACGCUCCGGGAGAUCAAGCUCCUCAGGCACCUCGACCACGAGAACAUCAUAGGCAUCAGGGAUGUGAUCCCGCCGCCGAUCCCUCAGGCGUUCAACGACGUCUACAUCGCCACGGAGCUCAUGGACACCGACCUCCAUCACAUCAUCCGCUCCAACCAAGAACUGUCAGAAGAGCACUGCCAGUAUUUCCUGUACCAGAUCCUGCGGGGGCUCAAGUACAUCCACUCGGCGAACGUGAUCCACCGCGACCUGAAGCCGAGCAACCUGCUGCUGAACGCCAACUGCGACCUCAAGAUCUGCGACUUCGGGCUGGCGCGGCCGUCGUCGGAGAGCGACAUGAUGACGGAGUACGUGGUCACCCGGUGGUACCGCGCGCCGGAGCUGCUGCUCAACUCCACCGACUACUCCGCCGCCAUCGACGUCUGGUCCGUCGGCUGCAUCUUCAUGGAGCUCAUCAACCGCCAGCCGCUCUUCCCCGGCAGGGACCACAUGCACCAGAUGCGCCUCAUCACCGAGGUGAGUGAAUUAAUCAGCGUAGACACUCACACGCUGAAUUAUGCUACCUGUUCUUGGGUCUCAUCGUGUUGGGUCCAUGAUCAGGUGAUCGGGACGCCGACGGACGACGAGCUGGGGUUCAUACGGAACGAGGACGCGAGGAAGUACAUGAGGCACCUGCCGCAGUACCCGCGCCGGACGUUCGCGAGCAUGUUCCCGCGGGUGCAGCCCGCCGCGCUCGACCUCAUCGAGAGGAUGCUCACCUUCAACCCGCUGCAGAGAAUCACAGUUGAGGAGGCGCUCGAUCAUCCUUACCUAGAGAGAUUGCACGACAUCGCCGAUGAGCCCAUCUGCCUGGAGCCCUUCUCCUUCGACUUCGAGCAGAAGGCUCUAAACGAGGACCAAAUGAAGCAGCUGAUCUUCAACGAAGCGAUCGAGAUGAACCCAAACAUCCGGUACUAGAUUGAAUCACCAUGGAAAUGAGAUCCCGUCUAUACCUGCUUUGUACAUAUGAUCAAGAUUGAGAGCCGGGUAGACUGAACAUUGCAUUUGUUUGUUUGUUGAUGUUCGAAACCCACAUUCUCUGCAAGUUGUGGCUGCUUUGUAUGAUAUAUGGUACUAUGUUCGAAUAAAAGGGUUUGGAACUUUGGAUUAUGAUAUUAUA